Molecule: messenger RNA, 2169 nt
Organism: Nerophis lumbriciformis (worm pipefish)
Lineage: Eukaryota; Metazoa; Chordata; Actinopteri; Syngnathiformes; Syngnathidae
Source: RefSeq, a predicted model, not a curated record
AUGGGGAAAAUGAAAGAGGAAGAGAAAAAUGCGGAUUCUCAGUACGGUGAGUUCCCAUCACCCUAUGAUCCCACUUUUAAUGGACCCAUAAAAAAGAGAGGGUGUACUGACAUCAUCUUGGUGCUGUUUAUAGCAGUCAUCCUUGGCUACCUUGCAGUUGGGAUUUUAGCAUGGCUUUACGGAGAUCCCCGUCAAGUUCUCUAUCCAAGAAACUCAACUGGAUGGUUUUGUGGCAUUGGACCAAACAAGAACCGAUCUUCACUGUUCUACUUUAACAUUCUCAAAUGUGCGACAUCUGUUAAUGUGAUGGCAGCCGCUCUCCAUGGCUUUCAAUGUCCAACCAAGCAGAUAUGCGUGGAAAAGUGCCCCACUGAGUUUUCUGCUGUGGGGCCGCUAGACUACGCUAAAAAACCGAAGGAUGUUUUCAUUCAAAGCUUUUGCUUGCCGUCUUUAGACUUGUCAACCACUGAAAUGACCGUUCAACAGAUUGUGGAUCAGGAGUUGUGCCCUUUCUUUACUGUUCCCACCACCUCUGUUCUAAGAAGAUGUUUGCCUGAUGUCGAGAAGCUUGUGGAUAUGCCACCAAGUUUUUCCAAUAUUCCAGGCUUGAAACCUUCUAUCAAUGACACGUCCAACAUCAUCAAGAACAGCACUGGGUCACGGGACAUUUUGGACAGCUUUGGUGCCAGGGACAUCGUCGUGAGGAUCUUUGAGGAUUUUGCGUCCUCAUGGCCCUGGAUCGUUCUUGCUCUGUUUCUAGCCAUGGUGCUCAGUAUGUUAUUCCUGCUGCUGCUGAGAUACACUGCCCGCGUCAUAGUGUGGGUCCUUAUUUUCGGAGUCCUAUGCGCCGGAGCAUACGGGAUUUGGCAUUGCUAUUGGGAGUACACUAAUUACAAGGGUUUAUCUGCUUCCAUUACCAACAUUGGACUCAACAGCAAUUUCGGAUUUCUGGAAGUGCAAGAGACCUGGUUGGCCUUCUUAAUUAUAAUUUCUGUGGUGGAGGCAAUCUUGAUCUUAGUCCUCAUCUUCCUGCGAUCCAGAAUCCUCAUUGCCAUCGCGCUCAUCCAAGAGUCUAGCAAGGCCAUCGGUGUCAUGAUGAGCACCUUGUUUUACCCUCUGAUCACAUUUCUUUUACUCUUGGUUUGUGUGCUCUACUGGGGUACUACUGCGUUAUAUUUGGCCACCUCGGGAGGGGCCGUCUACAAGGUGGUGGCUCUCGACGCCACUACGGAUGAGUGUCUCCGUAUCAACGGCACGCUGGACUGUGACCCUCAGACAUUUAACACAUCGGAUUACCCAACAUGCCCUUCUGCCACUUGCAUUUUUCUCAAAUACAAUGCAGAAGGGCUGUUCCAGGAGAACAUCUUCAACCUCCAGAUUUACAACGCAUUGGCCUUUCUCUGGAUUGUUAACUUUGUCAUCGCUCUGGGUCAAUGCACGCUGGCGGGUGCCUUUGCCUCCUACUACUGGGCUUUCAACAAACCCGAUGACAUCCCCACGCUCCCCCUAUUGGAUUCUUUGGUGCGCACAGUCAGGUACCACGUUGGCUCACUGGCAUUCGGUGCUUUGAUCCUGACCCUCGUACAGGUCGUGAGGGCCGUCCUGGAGUACAUUGACCACAAAACUAAAGGUGCACAAAACCGGUGCGCACGCUUUCUUGUGUGCUGCCUGAAAUGCUGCUUCUGGUGCCUCGAGAAGUUCAUCAAGUUCCUCAAUAGAAACGCCUACAUCAUGAUUGCUGUUUAUGGGAAGAACUUCUGUACCUCAGCCAAGAAGGCUUUCUUUCUGAUCAUGAGAAAUAUUAUAAGAACUGUAAUUUUGGAUAAAGUGGCUGACCUGUUGCUGUUCUUUGGGAAGCUGCUUGUCGUCGGUGGAGUCGGUGUAUUGUCCUUUUUCUUCUUCUCUGGUCGGAUACCACUACCGUACAGCACGGCACAGUCCAAGACCCUCAACUACUACUGGAUGCCAAUCAUUACAGUGGUGAUUGGCAGCUACCUCAUAGCUCAAGGAUUCUUCAGUGUGUACAGCAUGUGCGUCGACACGCUCUUCCUCUGCUUCCUGGAGGACCUGGAGCGGAACGACGGCUCUCUGGAGAAGCCCUACUACAUGUCCUCCAAACUAAUGAAGAUCUUGAAUAAAUCCAACAAGAAACCCAAAAAAAGCAAGUGA